AUGGACCCGCGUGAGUUAACAGGAGGCUUCGACACUCCCAGAGGCACUCCGCAGCCCUGUAUUCUCGAUCGAAAGAGGCCUGUUGCCCGCUUUCCUGAUUCAUUUUCUUCGAACCUUGGUCGGAAAGCUUCUUCAUUCUUCUCUCAAGAAGAUUCAGCUUCUGGAGUUGACAAAAACUACCCUUCUCCUCCUCCCAUUCCCGAGAGCAAGAGCGUUCUUCAUCGCAAACGAGACGUCAUUCCUGGCUUACCUUCACCUCAUCCCCUACCUCGAAAUCGACAGAUAUCAACCGUUUCUUCAGUCAAAGCCAUAGUUGCCAAGUUUGAGAGCGCUGGGGACGCUCUCGAGAAGUCCGACAAAAUGGCUGAUCACGAGGAUCAUCACCUCAUUCCCUCUUCGCCCGUUGUCGACAAGCACAAGGACAAAGCCUCCUUCGCCGAUGAUGCCGACACCAGCGCUGCUUCGCCACAGACUUUUCAGCCUCCCAAUAUUGGCGAAGGAAAAUCUGACAAUAGCGACGUCGAUCUCGAGCUCCUCAAAAUGCAGGAGUUCUUCAAGGGUGAGCCUCUUGCUCGCUGCCUCGAAGACUACAUCCCUCCAACCUACAUCGACAAGAAGACGAAAAUCCUUCCUCUCGAGAAGGAUUGUGGCAAGUCCAUGGAGAAGGCCGCCAAAGUUGAGCUUUGGAACAAGCUGGCCUCCCUUACCGACACUCUCGAAGCGCAAUACCCAUCUGUCAAGGAAGAGCGCGAGGCCAAGCAUGCAGUCAUUUCUGCGGCGGCCGCUUACCUCGAAGAGGCUCUCGGAGAGUCACCUAAGAAGCUAGCCCAGGUUGUAGCGACACAGACAAGCACCAAGGCCUCUCGAAGAGCAGAGAAGAAGGCACAGAAGAAAGCUGACAAAAAGGCUCAAAAGGCUGCCAAGCUGGAUAACUCCAUCGCCAACACUCUUGCAGUCGCCUCAUCGUCCAUGAACGAACAGGUCGCUCGAGAUGAACCGUCACUUCGUGAGAAGUAUCCUGAGAUCUUUGCUAAGAUCGACUAUUGGAGAUCUCUUCCAGACCCCGAUGCGCCAGCUGACGUUGACGGCGACUAUACCUCGAUUGCUGAUAUCGACUCUUCUCAGUCGAAUGAUCAGCCUAUUGAUCAGUCAAUCAAUCAACCCGUUUCGAAGGCUGCCGUGGAAGAAGCUCAGUCGAUCCCAAAGCAGCGUCACAACACUCUGUCAACCAAGGUUGAGGAUGACAAGACCCUUGCUGAUGAUUCCUCCGAGAGUGAUAAUUGGAGCACUGGCUCGUCUAAUGGCGACCCGUUCUACCUGAACAAAUACCUCACUCCGUCUUAUCAGGCUGCUGCCAAAGUCUUCCUUGAGGACUUUGAGCGAAAGAACCCCACUCAGCCGAUUACCAAAUCGACAGUUCAGCAAGCCCUCCCCGAGGCCACUGAAUGCGAGGAGUCAUUCAAAUUCGUCCAGAGAGACCCGAAGGAGCUUUCCGAUACCGAGGAAACCAAGAAGGACAAGGCUAUAGAGGCUGAGAAGAAGAGAAUUGAGCUCAACAAGCGCUCCCACGAACGCGUCGACGCUGCUCACGCAGAUGGAAACAUCGUUCAUUGCGUCAAUUACAAGUCUGCUCGUGACGCCGUUGAGACGAACAUCAAGAAAGAGGAUAUCGUCCCCAGCUUCGGCCAGAAGAAGCAGCCUGCUCCCGAAUUUGACGAAGAGGCUUACGCCACGCGCUCAAUCGCUUCCCAUACUUUGAAGCCUGCACCGCUGCGUCUUCCUUCGCGCAUGAAGAAGCCCUUUACUGGAAGCGACAAGAUCGACGUCAAGAGCACCACUCCGACUCAGGCUAAGACCCCUCUGCCCCCCGGUGCGCUGUCUGUCAAUACCAACAAGUACCGCAUGGUCACUGGAGAUUUUGCGACUCUCGGCGUUGGCUUCGGCAAAACCAGCAACAGAAUCGCCAGCGGUUCCUCUACUCACAGCAGUCGUGGCGCCGUCAACUUCAGCUGGCCCAAGGCCCAGCAUGCCGAUGCCAAGAACAAGUACGAGUUCAACGACGACGAUGACUCAGACUACGACAUGGACAAGAAAUCCAACACUCUUCCUACUAAGCUCAAUACUAGUGUUCAAUGUUCGGAUUCUGUUUCAGUUCAUCCCCGAAUUGUGAGUGCUGGUGGCCGAGCCCGUGAGAUGCACAAGGAUGGCGACGCUUUCGACAACAAAUCGGCUUAUGGGCACUAUGGCUCGGCGGCUUCUGCCACCGCGCAGUCCAAAGGUUCUUCUCAGAAUUUUUCAUACACACCUGCCCAGCCGAACACUACUUCCUCAAAUGGCAACGACGAAGAGAAACAACGCCGCAGUUUCACCGCAGACGAGUACCAGACUCUCAUUCAGGAAGAUUACGAUGCCUUCGCCAAGGACUCACCCGAGAAGAAGCAGAAGCGGCUUGAAGAUGCCAUGACUGGCUCGAAGACCGGUUCCUCGAUGAGAACCACCGAAGUCACUUCGAACAUAACGCAUCAUACCGUGGUUGUUCCCGCUCACCACCAGGGGUUUACCGUUCGUCUGCCCAACGCCACGGCUCUACCGCCUACCCCGGCCACUUCUCACGCCCCCAUGACGACCGGCGAGAAAAUGGCUGAACUGGACGACUUCUUCUCCGAGGAGAACGACCACCGGUACACGACUACUCGCACCAACACAGGCUCGACCUACAGCUCGGACUACGGCGAUGGAGCAGGCACCAGCGUCCAGGAUCAAGUUCAUGAUCAGCCCUGGAACGAUGCCGACUACCACGAGGAGGCCCUCUCGUACGGUUAUGCCUACAAGCAGACCAACUACCAUGCUCUACCGCACUCCGUGAACCCCGUUCCUCUCACUCAUGAACAGCGCCACCAGGUCCUCAAGAGCUACGGCAUACCCGCUGACCAGUACCCCGCCCCUCCGAUCGGUUAUCCCAACCCUCCCGGCCCGGACGAGGGAUCCAAAGCGCCUCCUUGCCCUAUCCGUGCUGCACCUGUAGCACCCACGACUCUCAGUGCCGCCGAAGGCGGUGGCGAUGGAGCAGGCAGACGCGUCGACAGAUCCAGCGCCGACGAUGGAGCUGCCGUCGAGAGUCUGCGCAAGCACCGCCGUUUCCGACGAGCUGCUACGGCCCCCCCUGCACCUGCUCCUGUCAGCCCUGCUCCUGGCUACGACGCUGACUGGUUCUGA
This is a messenger RNA of Colletotrichum navitas, 3216 nucleotides long. RefSeq lists its product as uncharacterized. The transcript is spliced from 2 exons. NCBI's taxonomy places the organism in Eukaryota, Fungi, Ascomycota, Sordariomycetes, Glomerellales, Glomerellaceae. The coding region runs from base 1 to 3216 and encodes 1071 amino acids. The record is from RefSeq and is a predicted model, not a curated record.